Molecule: messenger RNA, 2542 nt
Organism: Paramecium pentaurelia
Lineage: Eukaryota; Ciliophora; Oligohymenophorea; Peniculida; Parameciidae
Source: the annotation of a GenBank genome assembly
AUGAUUUAAUUAUACCUUGCAUUUCUAUUUCUAGGUGUAACUCAAUCGGCGUAUAUAAUUGAUUCUGCAGUUGAUCAGGUAUUUUGGUGUGGAGGCUCAAUUAUUGUUACAUCUGAUGAUGAUGUAGUUGAGUAGAAAAACGAGGCUUAACAACAUAGAAAAAUAUUAUUUGUUCUAUCAAAUAAAGGAAUUGGGUAUAGAUCUGUUGAUUAUGGUUAAAAAUGGGAAAACGUGACAUAAUAAUUAAUAGAUUAAUAGAAAUUAGAUAGCAAUUAUAAAUUUAAAGACAUUAUGUAAUCUCCUGCAGAUUCUUUCACUAUGUACUUCAUUGGAUAUAAUCAAUCCUUCAUCAGUCAAGACUGCGGAAGAACUUACCGAACAUUUAAUGAUAAUAGAUUAUAUGGCUUUAGAUUUAAUAAAUUAAAUAAAGAUUAAAUUUUAGCAUUUUAAGAAAAGAAAUGCAAUAAAACAGAUAAGAGCUGUAAAGAAUAAUAUAAGAGAGAACUUUGGGUAACAAAAAAUGGAGGUCAAAUAUGGUAACCUGUUUUGGAUCAUGUUAGAGAUGCUGCAUGGGAUAAAUUAAUUCAUUAUGAAAUGGUUCCAGAUAUGAGAAUAAUUGUAUCCCAUGUUGAUAAUUAAGGAGAAUUAAAAGUGUCUUAUUCUGAUGACUUUUUUAAAACGAUCAAAUAGAUAGAAAAGGAUUGCUUUGGAUUUUACUAAACACCUACUUAUCUAUUUUUACUAGUUAGACCUGACUAAUACAGUGUGGGAUAUGAUUUAAAAAUGUCUCCUCAUUUAGGUGAAACGUAUUUCCCUUAAGAAAUAGUACUGCCAAUUGAUGACUAAAGCAAACAUACAUUCACUGUUUUAGAUGUAACAGACAGUAUUGUCUAUAUGUCAGUGGCACACGCUGAAGAAUUAUCAAAAGUAACGAAUAUUUAUAUGAGUGAUGGUAAUGAAUUUACAGUCUCCCUUUUGGGAAAUGUUAGAAGUCAAGACACUGGACAUUGUGAUUUUGAGAAAAUCAAAAGUAUGAAAGGUGUAUAUAUUGCUAAUAUUUUUGAUUAUGAUGAAAUCGAAAAGACUAAAUAGAGAAGAAAGAGAAUCAACUCAGAAAGGGAAAUGAAACUUUAGAGUUCAGAUAGAUUGGACUAAUACAAAAAAUCAGUAAUUACUUUUGAUUUAGGAGCUGAAUGGCAUUCAUUAAAGGCUCCAAAAUAUUCUUACGCUGGACAACCUUUAAAUUGCAACGGAGAUUGCAGUCUUCAUUUGAAAGGUAGAACUGAAACUACAUCAUUAAUAUAUAGUAGCGAAUAAGCAGUAGGAAUAAUUAUUGGAACUGGAAAUACAGGAUUAUACCUUGAUGGUUAAGAGACUAACACUUAUUUAUCAAGAGAUGGAGGUCAUAAUUGGUAUGAGAUAUUAAAUGGAACUUAUAUUUAUGAGAUAGGAGAUCAUGGAGGACUUAUCAUAUUUGCUGAAUCAGAAUCCUAUACAAAUGUGGCCAAAUUUACACAAGAUGAAGGAAUGACCUUUUAAGAUAUAAAAUUAAAUAUCUCUUUGGAUAUUGAUAAUAUAGUUACAGAGCCCUCGAACGAAGAAUAAAAAUUCUUAAUUUAUGGUAGAAUAAAAUAAUCAGAUAAUCCUUAAGAAGAUUUUUGGAAUAAAUAUGAAUCUAUAAUUGGUGUCUUAAUUCCAGUUGAUCUAUCUAAUGUAUAUCAAAGAAUUUGCAAAGGUAGUGAAAAUCCUGAUGAUCCAGAUUCUGAUUAUGAAUAUUGGUCCCCAUUGAAUUAUCAACAAUAGAAAUGCUUAUUUGGCCAAAAAGUGAAGUAUUAAAGAAAAAAAAGGGAAGCGAAAUGCAAGAAUCCAGAAAUAGUAAAAAAGUUAUUAGUCGAAAACUGCCCCUGUACAGCUGAAGAUUGGGAAUGUGAUUUAGGAUUUAUGAGGAAAAUAGAUGGUGGUGAAUGUGUUCCAAUGACGUAAGGAUUUUCAUCAUAACCACCUCCUAUUAAAUGCACAGGCACUUAUAUGAAAUCAUAAGGCUAUAGAAAAAUACCUGGUGAUUAAUGUGAAGGAGGGUAAAAAUAAAUAUAAAUAAUAGAGUCUAUUUAGGGCCGAUCGAAUAAGAAUGUCCAACAGAAAAAACAAACAUUUAAGUGAAUUAAAUUAUUACUGAUAAACCAAUUGUGAAAAGUGAUUUAAAAAAAUAAGAUAGUUUAGAUUUGUAAAGUCCCAUCUAUCAAAAUCAACCAGGAUAAAAUACUACAUCUUUUAACAUUUUAGAUUAUGCUGAAUACAUAAUAAUUUCAAUAAUGAUCUUAACGCUAUUUUAUUUAAGAAACUUAAUAUGGAGUGUAGUAAAGUAAAUUUUCUCAGCUUCAUAAGUAAAUAAAAACAGAAGUAAAUAUUAAAUAAUAUACAAGAAAAGCGAAGUUAUUAUCCUCCUUCUGAGGAAGAAUUGUAAGAGAAAAAAUAAACAACAAAAAAAAGAUUAUUUGGUAUUUAAUCAACCAAAGACGAAGAUGAAGAAGCAGGAUUGUGA